AUGGACACAACUUCCCAAACCGACAUCCCCCAACCCUCUAAAGAAGCAGCCUACACCCAACCCUCCAACCCCGUCUCUCGCAACCCGCAAGAACAACGCCGCCAACCCAACCAGCCUUCAGCGCCAGACUCAGGCCUCAAGUACGCCACCUCAGGCACAGGAUCCUCAGUUCGCGGGCACGACUACAGCGAAGCACCCCAAAAACUAAUUCAUCGCACCGCAGACUCCAAUCCCUCUUCUGACGAGAAACUGGCUCAACGCCGCCAAAAACAUGAACAAGAAACUAGCCCUGAGGGUAAAAGGGGCCAUGUUGAUCUGGAGGAUGGAAUUGAGCAGCAACCCCGCGAAGGCGACAUUGCACACGCAGUAGAGGAUAACCACUCCGAAUCCGCGCCGCACCAACGCUUUCAACCGGGUGUUCAUGCCGGUGCUGUGGGGACCAGUACUCCGGGUUUUGAGCAAGAUACGGCGGCGCAGAUGGAUAGGAAGAGGGCAGAGAAUUAUCGAAUGCUUGGAUUAGGAAGGGAGGAGAAUGUGAGUGCGAAGAGUCCGAAGUAUUAUGGGGAUGCGGACAAGGAGGAUAAAGUUGGCGGUGGGGUGGAGGCAGAAAGGACGCAAGUACGGGAGGAGAAGCUCAGAACGGAUCAGGAGGUGGAUGCUAAAGGGGCGGUUAGGGAUGCGACAGGGCAUGUUGCUGUAUAA
Talaromyces marneffei is the source of this 702-nucleotide messenger RNA. RefSeq lists its product as uncharacterized. Lineage: Eukaryota; Fungi; Ascomycota; Eurotiomycetes; Eurotiales; Trichocomaceae. Bases 1 to 702 code for a protein of 233 amino acids. The transcript has a single exon. The record is from RefSeq and is a predicted model, not a curated record.